Messenger RNA from Stegostoma tigrinum, 5793 nucleotides. RefSeq names its product Rh50-like protein (gene rh50). The coding region runs from base 1246 to 2676 and encodes 476 amino acids. Gene Ontology annotation, biological process: ammonium homeostasis; ammonium transmembrane transport. Gene Ontology annotation, cellular component: plasma membrane. NCBI's taxonomy places the organism in Eukaryota, Metazoa, Chordata, Chondrichthyes, Orectolobiformes, Stegostomatidae. Gene Ontology annotation, molecular function: ammonium channel activity. The transcript has a single exon. The record is from RefSeq and is a predicted model, not a curated record.
GCACGUGGUUUCUCAGCACGACUAGAAAACUUGCGUGCACUGAACAGCGUAUGUAUUCAACUGAUCUGCACUGACCUGGUGAAUGGAAUUAGCAAAAAUACUGUGAGAUUCCUUAAACUUUGGCGUUCUCUAGACUGGACAGUAAGCGACAAAAGAAAUAUUCCCCCAAACUGGUCGCCGAAUCUCCCUAAACCACUCUCAAAAGACCUUCAUUGGCCGCGAAGGGGUCCCCGACAUCCUUAAAUUGUGAAAGGUGCUACAUUAAUGCACGUUCUUCCACUGCUGUCCUCAGUGAGGCCCUGGAAAUCUGUGGCUUUGAUUUGCCUGCUCCGGAUUCUGAACAGCACCCCAUCCAGCUGCCAAGGUUGAACCCUACCCAAUGUACCCACUGUACCUCAGCAUUUUAAAUUAAGGGCAGAAGUCUGCAAGAAACACCCAGCCAGACUUUUAGACACUCCCUGUGGAAAUCUCCCGAGUUAUUGUGAUUGCAUGACAUUAUUAUUCCCCUUGUGCAACGAGGCCAGUUCUAGCAUGCGUUACGUGAUGGGAACCUGGCAGUACACCACAGAGAUUUGUCAAAUCCUUGCAAUGCUCCAAGUAACCAACAGCGAUACAUUCCGGAGGCUUCGGACUUACUGUGGUCAACUUCAGCUGUCAGCUGUUACAAUGCACUUCCACUUCACCCGGCGUUUCAGCCUGAUUGACUGAAAUCCUCCAGAAGGGAUGGCAGGGCGCAAGUUGACAGGGAGAGACUGCGCGGCGAUUCCACAGACAUAUCCGGUUAGCUCUGAGUGCGGGACUUCUGCACCGUCCGCUUCAAAGCGCCUCUGCAAACCUCUCGCCCCGUGAAUAGGGAACAGCCAGCCCCGGGUGUGGAAACCAGGCAGAAAUAAUCUUCUGAAAAGUGCUUUGUGAAUUCGAGUGUUGCACAAGACACCACUCGAAGGUUGGUCUUCGAUCCCUCUUUAGAAAGUAAUUUGCAGAGAACUUAAGCGAAAAAAAUGCAAAUAAUUGAUUAUUUCGACUCCCCGGCUUAUAAGAGAUAAGCGGGUGCACUGAAUGCUCAAAGUUCAAGUCACGUGCUUCAUUCAAUAUAUAAAAGUGCCUUUUGAAGUGCCCUUUGCAGCCAGUUAGCGCUCGGAGUGAGAGACAACCCCAACCAAGCUGGUGCAACGUGUCCAGUACACAGCAGCUAAGCCGCUGCAAAGUCCGUGGAGCUCUGACAGUGGCACGUCAGGGAGGGAGAUGUCCGCUAUACGCUGCCGGUUGCCCUUCCUUGUCAUCUUCCUGGAAGGGAUCUUACUCGUGCUGAUUGCGCUUUUCGUGACUUAUGAUGAGCACACUGAUUCUGCAGCGCACAGCAAUGAGACAGAUCACCAAUACAAUCAGCUGUAUUCCAUCUUCCCAGUUUUUCAGGACGUCCAGGUGAUGAUUUUUGUGGGCUUUGGACUCCUGAUGGGCUUCCUGAAAAAGUACGGGUACGGAGGGAUUGCCUUCAAUUUUAUGAUUGCAGUGUUUUCCGUGCAGUGGGCUCUGCUGGUGCAAGGCUGGUUCUAUCACUUCCACGACGGCAGGAUUCACAUCGGAGUUUACAACUUGCUGACCGCCGAAACCGCUUGUGCCACUGUCAUGAUCUCAUUCGGAGCCGUGCUUGGCAAGACCAGUCCUGUGCAGAUCCUCAUUCUGUCUCUGCUGGAAGUGCCCAUCUUUACUGCAACCGAGUGGAUUAUUAUGGAGCUGCUCAAAAUCAAGGACGUCGGAGGGUCUAUAACCAUCCACUUGUUUGCUUGCUACUUUGGUCUCAGCGUCACCACGGUGCUUUACAGACCCGGCUUAAAAGAUGGGCACAAGGACGAGGGGGCGGACUAUAACUCGGACAAGCUGGCCAUGUUGGGCACUUUGUUGCUGUGGGUCUUCUGGCCCAGCUUUAACUCAGUUUUCGCUGCGAAUGGACACGGCCAGCACCGGGCGGUGAUCCACACCUACAUCGGCCUUAGCUCUUGUACCUUGACCACGUUCGCCAUCUCCAGCCUGUUGGACAAACGGGGUAAGAUCAACAUCGCUCACAUCCAGAACGCUGCCCUGGCAGGCGGUGUGGCUGUGGGCUCUGCAGCCGAUAUGAUGGUGACUCCAGCCGGGGCAUUCGCCCUGGGCUGCAUCGCCUCGGUGCUCUGCACCGUGGGAUUUAAAUACUUGACUCCCUUCCUGGCCAAAAAACUCAAAAUCCAAGACGUUUGCGGCAUCAAUAAUUUGCACGGGAUCCCUGGCUUUGUCGGAGCUAUUGCCGGAAUUGCCACUAUCCUGUUGACAACCGAUGAGAGAUACGGCCACGGCUUGUAUGACACCUUCCCGGAGCGGGUCCCCAAGGAAGGAGAUAUCAAGCUGGCCGAGCUGGUCGGGGUGCUGCCUUACCUGAAGGCUGGAGGUGGCCGCAGCGCUUGGGAUCAGGCACAGUACCAGGCGGCAGCUAUCGGGGUCUGUUUGGGCAUCGCUGUCUUAGGAGGGACCGUCACUGGCUUCAUACUAAAACUCCCCUUUCUGGCUCAGCCCAAAGACGAGUAUUGUUUCAAUGACGACGCUUACUUUGAAGUGCCCGAGGUGGAAGGGAAAGAAGAAUUCGAAUUUACCAAUAAAAACAGCGCGAACAAUAACCAGCGCCUUAAACUUCCGGUUUGAUUCCAAACUGCUUUUGUUGUGCGCCCGAACGUCGUGUCUGUACAUCAGUUUCCAGGACGUGCCUGAAUUUAGAAAAACACCUUGUGGUUAGCAUACGUUAUGCUAAUUGUCAAAUACUUUACCAGAUAUACUUAUUAAAGAGAAGCCUUUAACCUGAAUUGAGUUGCAAAUUACUGUUUCAGGAUCCACAACGCCCUAACUUCUUAUAAGUGAUUGAAAAUCAGGAUGUGCCCCAUUCCUCCAAAAUCAUUCACAACUCCUGCACAUUCUAUGAGCUUUGCAAAUAACACAUUACUCGGAAUGUGAAUCAGAACAUAUUUAUCACACUUGUUUAAAAAUGAUUACUGUAUUUUUCCACCUACAACUUUUCGGCGAAUGAGAUACAAAUUCACAAGUCUCGGGUACCUGCCUGUUAACACACAGUGACAUGCUAAUCAUUAAUGUCAGUCUCUGUCUACCAGCCAGGUCAAGUCUACACAGAUGAGCCAUUCAGCCAGUACUUGUGUAAGAGUGAGUUUUUAUUUUUCCUUUUUCUAAACUGCACACUAUAAGAUUUUAAUGAAGAAUUUUAGACAAGAUAAUAAUGAAAAGAAUUUUAUUUACUCUGGUUAAGGUCAUGAAUAGUUUUAAGAAAUUCAAAUAAAGUUGUUCAAACACAAUGAUCAAGAGUGUUCAGUAAUUUCCUGCGGUAAAUUAUUUUCCAGCAAUUUUUGUUUCAGUUUUAUUUUGAUCCAAAUCCAUAGCUUUGUCAAAGUUCUCACCUUUUCUCCCUCCUUCCCAAAUGGUACAGUUUCAUGAGAUCUUCUUAAAUAUUCCACAAACACACUAUUCUUAAUGUGAACACUAGUAUAAUGAAUGUUGACAGGUUGUUUAACAGCAUGGGGAGGGGAACUCACAUUCAUGCCAAAUCCUGUCAUCAUCUUGAAGUGAAACUAUUCAACUCAUUAAGAACUCAGCCAACUCAAUUACCCCUAGUACCUUCACUUCCCACCCACCCCAUAUACUGACAGAAGGCACUUAUUGCUAAGCAGCAGGAACCCUGUCCAAUUUGCCAACUUACCUUCCUGGCCAGUGGUCACUGGGACCAGGCAUAGAAUCUCAAUGACAUUCGAACUGAUGUCAGUGAUUGCAGCACAGACUGGAAUCAAAACACUUGCCUUCUUGUAUUUACAACACAGAUUUACUUUGCAUUUAACAACUGAGCCAACAAGAGGGUGCUUUCCUUCACUGCUUUAGUUUAUUUUUCAUUGGCGUCUGUUCCCCUUGUAUCCUGAAACUUCUAGUUCCAGCCUCUUAUUUUUGUGACCUUUAUUUCCUCUGUGAAGGUUGUGAACAAUUGCAGCAAAACAAGUCUAAAGUAUAGGUCAGUUCAUUUGCCUACUGAUUAUGAUUGACCUUUCAUUCUUUCCUCUUAUUUCUUCAGUUAACACUGUUUUCUUUCACUGUUGCAAUUCUUCUCUGGUUUAAUUCACUAACUCAAUUCAAGUCAGCUCUUUCUUCAGUUUCCAUUCACCCUACUUAACUGUUUCAACACAUUGUUAUUUUGAAACAACUUUUUGUAUUUUUAUAAAUACUGUAUCUUACUUGACAACCCCCUCAUAGUUCUGGUCCACCUCAUAUAAUUCAUUCCUAUCUAUGUAACUGUCUUGCUUUGCUCCUCAAUUUUGAGGAAGAAUCAAAAGGAUUUCUAAAGUUUUUAGUGUUUUUUUUGUAGUGAACACUUCUUUGUCUUAAGUUUUCCUUUUCAGAUGCUGACUUUUAUAUUUUCCUGUCACUUUUGUCCUAGUUCUAUAAAUUUCAGUUCUUCCAUACCAUCAGCAGUAAAUUAAAUUUAUUCUUCACCUCUUUCGCCACUUCUACUUAUUAUCAAGGCAAUGCUCAACCCUAUGUACAGAAGGUAGCCUUUUACAUAGCCCUCUUGCAAACCUAGCUAGGUUUUAUAUAUCUUGAAAGAUUGUUGGUCAGCUAAUUAUGGAAUCAUCAUACCUGAACUCAGAUGCCCUUUUCAUGCUUCUACACACACAAACUGUUCAACAUCCAAUUGCAACAGGCGUAAGAAUUCUGGCUUUUGUUUUUGUCUCCUUACUUAAGGGAUAUAGUUUAACUGUAGCACUCCAAUUACUUUCUCAGCUGAUUUAACAAAAUCAAGAAUUGAAGCUGAGAGCUAAAACCAGUGCUAGCUAUAUAAGUUGUCAUUUUUUUUUCUACUCUAAUUUUCAUCUUCUUUGUGAUGUUAUUUAAUGCCCUUCAGAAUGCUAUGAUUGAUCUUGUUUAACUACUCAUGGAGGUAAUGCAUUCCACUCUAGUAACUGUUCACACAAAAAGAUUAUUCUAAUUUCAAACCUUCUUAUCAUAGUCAUUACUACUAACUUACAAAUAGCAAAUCAAUAUUUUGCUUCUCGCACGUUUUCAAGACUUCAACGUCUUAACUUUCUUUGCUGUAAUGAACCUAGCACUUGUUUUCAGAUCUCACUUACAAUGAUAUCUUCUUAAUUAAUCAAUUUUGCACAUGACUUCGAGGCUCUUUCAAUCAUUGACCCUUUGAGCAAUGUAGAAUCUUUUCUUCUGUGCACUUCUUCCCGAAUCCCUUCUUGAGUCCCCUACUGCUUGUUUAAUUUGCAGAUUUUUUAAAAAAGAAUUUUUUGAGCUCUGUAUAUCACACUUGCAUUACUCUUUGCCCAUCAUCUCAUUAUCUGUACCCCCACCCCAGCACCUGACUUGCUACCUCAAGCUAAAAUCUCUUGGUUGCCUAUUCUUUGAUCUUUGUCCUGCAGCUUUCAUUAUUGACAGCUUUCACCGAAAAUCAUAAACUUCACCCCAGUCUUCCUUUAGAUUUUGUUGAGCUGCUGGCAUUCUCUUGGCAAACAUAAUUCCCAAAUCUAGAAGUUAAUGCGGAAGUAAUCUUGGACUUUAAAUUUAAUCAGACCUCCAACCCUUCUGGUUUUGCUAUGUGUCAAGGUUGACAGUCAAUUAUGUAUAAACACAAUCAAAUUCCUCCCAAAUUUUUAUGGAGUGCUGUUCUUUUAAAAAAAUGAGCACCAUUUUUCAUAAACCUCAGACUGUAUAGUUUUAAUGCAUAUGAAAUACCGACUUUUGUAUAAAAAUGGAUAUUGAAAA